Messenger RNA from Rhinichthys klamathensis goyatoka, 556 nucleotides. Its product is annotated as CMRF35-like molecule 5. NCBI's taxonomy places the organism in Eukaryota, Metazoa, Chordata, Actinopteri, Cypriniformes, Leuciscidae. Bases 35 to 556 code for a protein of 173 amino acids. The record is from RefSeq and is a predicted model, not a curated record. The transcript has 3 exons.
GUUCCUUUACAAAUCCUAAAGUUUUGAAGUGGAUAUGAUAUUAUGGAGAAUGAAAACUCUCACGAAGAUUCUGUGUCUUUUCGUAGUUUUCAGUGGUGUGUCGAUGAAGUCUGGAGAUGUUUUUGAGGGAACAGUGGGUGAAAAGGUGGAGAUCAGAUGUCCAUAUCCAGAUGAUUACAAAUAUAUACCCAAGCACCUUUGCCGGGAUCCCUGUGGAUCAUCAAGGCAUGUUUUGAUUAAAAGUGAAAAGUCUGAUCAGGUCGUCACUGAAGGAAGAUACUCUUUGAUUGAUACUGUGAGUGGAAGGUUCUUCACUGUAACCAUCAGUGAUCUCAGACUCAAAGACUCUGGUGUUUAUUACUGUGGAGUUGAUCAAUGGUUCAGAGACACAUUGAAGAAAGUUAUUCUGUCUGUCCGCCAAGCAGCUCCUGUGAACACACCUUCACACACCUCUGAAAAGACUAUUACAACUACAACUACAUCUACAGAUAAAGGUUCAUCCAGUCAACAAAAAAAGAGAUUUUUUUUAUAUAUUGACAUUUCAUCUAAUCACUAG